UCCUAUCGCCGCCGCCUCCCUGUGCAGGAAUCCCAGGAAAGAUGAAUCUUCGCUUCGCUGAGACGCGGCCGGGCACCGAUCUGGGUCCCCGGGGCGCGGGGCGCCCAUAAAGUCCGCACCGGGAGGGGCGGAGAGCUAGAGGUUCGGCUUGGUUUUCCGCAGCUCCCCACGCCGCCAUCCCCUCCUUGUUGGCUCCCCGGAUUGCCCGUCCCUGCCCAGCCUUGUGGGUCGGCGGCCGCAUUGGCGUUAACGCGGCAUCGGCAGCAUUUGCACCCACGGCAUCCGCCAAGGCGACGGGAGCAGCAUGGCCAGCCCCCCGGAGGGUGACGGCUUCUUCUCCGACGUGCGGAAGGUGGGCUACCUGCGCAAACCCAAGAGCAUGCACAGACGCUUCUUCGUGCUGCGGGCGGCCAGCGAGGCCGGAGGCCCGGCCCGGCUGGAGUACUACGAGAACGAGAAGAAGUGGCGGCACAAGGCCGGGGCCCCCAAGCGCUCCAUCCCGCUGGAGAGCUGCUUCAACAUCAACAAGCGGGCCGACUCCAAGAACAAGCACCUGGUGGCCCUGUACACCCGGGACGAGCACUUCGCCGUCGCGGCCGACAGCGAGACGGAGCAGGACAGUUGGUACCAGGCCCUGCUGCAGCUCCACAACCGGGCCAAAGGGCACCACCACCACCACCACCACCCUCCUCACCACGAGACGGCCUCCGCCGCCUUGGGAGGGGGCGUUGGCGGCGGCGGCGGCGGCGUCGGCGGGAGCCUGGAGGCCGGGGAGGACGGCGGCUACGGGGAGGUGGCCCCGGGACCGGCCUUCAAAGAGGUCUGGCAGGUGAUCCUGAAGCCCAAGGGCCUGGGCCAGACCAAGAACCUGAUCGGCAUCUACCGGCUCUGCCUGACCAACAAGACCAUCAGCUUCGUGAAGCUCAACUCGGAGGCGGCGGCCGUGGUCCUGCAGCUGAUGAACAUCCGGCGCUGCGGCCACUCGGAGAACUUCUUCUUCAUCGAGGUGGGGCGCUCCGCCGUGACCGGCCCCGGCGAGUUCUGGAUGCAGGUGGAUGACUCGGUGGUGGCCCAGAACAUGCACGAGACCAUCCUGGAGGCCAUGCGGGCCAUGAGCGAAGAGUUCCGGCCCCGCAGCAAGAGCCAGUCGUCGUCCAACUGCUCCAACCCCAUCUCGGUGCCCCUGCGCCGCCACCACCUCAGCAACCCCCCGCCCAGCCAGGUGGGGCUCAGCCGCCGCUCCCGCACCGAGAGCGUCACCGCCACGUCGCCCGCCGGCGGGGCCGGGGCCAGGCCCAACUCCUUCCGGGUCCGCGCCUCCAGCGACGGCGAGGGCACCAUGUCGCGCCCGGCCUCGGUGGACGGCAGCCCCGUGAGCCCCAGCACCAACCGGACUCACUCGCACCGGCACCGGGGGAGCUCCCGCCUGCACCCGCCCCUCAACCACAGCCGCUCCAUCCCCAUGCCCUCGUCGCGCUGCUCGCCCUCGGCCACGAGCCCCGUCAGCCUGUCGUCCAGCAGCACCAGCGGCCACGGCUCCACCUCGGACUGCCUCUUCCCCCGGAGGUCCAGCGCCUCGGUGUCGGGCUCCCCCAGCGACGGGGGCUUCGUCUCCUCGGACGAGUACGGCUCCAGCCCCUGCGACUUCCGCAGCUCCUUCCGCAGCGUCACCCCGGAUUCCCUCGGCCACACGCCCCCGGCCCGGGGGGAGGAGGAGCUGGGCAACUACAUCUGCAUGGGGGGCAAGGCCGCGCCCGGCCUGACGGCCCCCAACGGCCACUACGUCCUGCCCCGGGGGGGCGGCGGCCUCCGCUGCCCCUCCGGCCCGGGCCCGGCGCCGGGCCGGGCGGGCGACGAGGCCGCCGCCGGCGACUCGGAGAAGGGGUUCCGGAAGAGGACCCACUCGGCGGGCACGUCCCCGACCACCUGCCACCAGAAGACGCCCUCUCAGUCCUCCGUGGCUUCCAUCGAGGAGUAUACCGAGAUGGUGCCCUCCUGCCCGGGGCCUGGACCGGGGGGCCGGCUGCCCUCUCACCGCCAUUCGGCCUUCGUGCCCGCCCGUCCCUACCCCGAGGAGUGUCCGGAGGCGCACCCUCCCGCCGGAGGGUGCGGCGGCCACCACCGGCACCGGCCCAACCCCCCGGGGCCCCACACGGACGACGGGUAUAUGCCCAUGUCCCCCGGGGUGGCCCCAGUGCCCGGUGGCCGCAGAGGGGGCGGGGACUAUAUGCCCAUGAGCCCCAAGAGCGUGUCCGCCCCGCAGCAGAUCAUCAACCCCGGCCGGCGCCACGCCCAGCGGGUGGACCCCAAUGGCUACAUGAUGAUGUCCCCGAAUGGCAGCUGUUCGCCCGACGGGGGCGGCGGGGCCGGCGGCGGCGGCGCCGGGGCCGGCGGCGGCUGUGGGAAGCUGUGGCUGAACGGGGGUGGAAACCAUCAUCACCACCACCACCAUCACCGCCACCACCACCCGAAGGCCUCCGGAGAGAGCAGCGACGGGAAGCUGUUACCUGGCAGCGGCGACUACAUCAACAUGUCCCCGGCGGGGGACUCCACCGCCGGCAGCCCCUCGGACUGCUACUGCGGGCCCGGCGACCCGCCCCACAAGCCCGUCUACUCCUACUUCUCGUUGCCCCGCUCCUUCAAGCACACCCAGCGGCGGGGCGAGGCCGAGGACGCCGGCCACCAUCACUUGCGCCUCUCGGUCAGCUCUGGCCGACUCCUCUACGCGGCAGCAGCUGAAGAUUCCUCCUCGUCCACCAGCAGCGACAGCCUGGGAGGGGGCCAGGAGGGCGGCCACCCCCCCCAGGCGCCGCAGCAGCAGCAGCAGCAGCAGCCGCCUCGCAAAGUGGACACGGCCGUGCAGACCAGGGGCCGCCUGACCAGACCCACCCGACUGUCACUGGACGGGCCCAAGGCCAGCACGUUGCCCAGGGCGCGGGAGCAACAGCAGCCGCUGCUGCUUCCUCCGGAGCCCAAGAGCCCGGGGGAGUACGUGAAUAUCGAGUUUGUGGGCGACCCGCCCGGCUUCUCGCGGGGUCCCGCCGUCUCCCUCUGCUCCUCCGCCGUCCGGUGCCAGCCUCAGCUGCACCCCGCCCCCCGGGAGGAAGAGGCCAACUCCGAGGAAUACAUGAACAUGGACCUGGGGCCUCACCGGCGGCCCACCUGCCCGGAAGGCCGCGCGGCUAAACCGGGCCGAGGGGGAACCCUACCGGCGGGGACGGGGACCGGAGGCGUCGGCCGGCCCGGCCGAGCGAUGGCGGGCGGCCGGGAUUACGUGACCAUGCACGUGGGUGGGCCUUGCCCGGGCUGGGCGGAGACGCCCCCGGCCGUCCUGCUCAGCUACCCCGACGCGCGGGCGGGCCGCCCCGCGGAGACGUCGAGUCCCCCGCCUUCGACGGCCCAGGCCCCGUCUUCCUCCGCCGCCUCCCCUUCCUCGUCCUCCUCCCCCCAACACCGAGGCCAGGCGGAGCUGGCCGGGCACACGGCUCUGCUUGGCGGCCCCCAGGGGCCGGGGGCGAUGAGCGCCUUCACCCGGGUGAGCCUCAGCCCGGGCCGCAACCAGAGCGCCAAGGUGAUCCGGGCCGACCCGCAAGGGUGCCGGAGGAGGCACAGCUCGGAGACCUUCUCCUCCGCCUCGGGCGCCUCCCGGGGCAACGGCCUCGCCCUGGCCUACGCGGGGAGUGCCGGUGGCGGGGCCGCUGGGGCCGGCGGCGAGGACGUGAAACGCCACAGCUCUGCCUCCUUUGAAAACGUGUGGCUCAAGCCCGGGGAGCUGGGGGGCCCUCCCACCAGGAGGGAGCCACCCCAGCCCUGUGCCGGUGGAGGAUUGGAGAACGGACUCAACUACAUCGACCUGGACUUGGCCAAGGAUUUUAAUCACCGCCCCCAGGAGUGUCCCCCCGGGCUCCAGCCUCCUCCUCCUCGUCAGCCUUGCGGCAGUGGGAGCAGCCGCUCCAGUGAGGAUUUAAGCGCCUACGCGAGCAUCAGCUUCCAGAAGCCACCCGAGGACCUCCAGUAGCAUUAUGGAAAAUUCAGCAGAAUGAAGACCUAUACAACCUCAGCAAAUUCUUCUUUAACUCAUGGGUAUCCGGACUCUAAAAGCUUCAUGUAUCACAACUAGGACCUCAGAUCCUCUUCCUCAAUAGAUGGUACGAUACAUCCAGUUUAGUUUGUUUACUUUACACAAACCUCAGGAGUUAGUUGACUGAACCGCACAUUCUCUAUUGUAACCAAGCAAAAAAGCACUGUGACAAACCAGGACAUAGAGUCUGCCUAACUUCAUCCUCAAAAAUCCUACAAGGACUUUAGCUGACCACCAUGAACUGAUGUGCACACCACUAUAUCAUGUGAGAAUGGGUUUACUAUUAGCACAUUUACACAGUACAUUAAAUUUCAUUUGCUGCUGAAAACCUGACAAAUCAUCAGUGUAAAUUAUUACGUACAAAACUUUUAAUGUGGGUUGAAGAGUAUUAAAUAUUUAACAUAGGUUUUGAUUUAUACAUGUAAUUUUUUAAUUAAAAGGUAACUCUUUUCCUACAACACAUCUUUUUUUUGGAUGUGGAACUGAGGUAUACUAUGAUCUGUUGUAAACAGAGUGGGAAAACUGCUUAAAACAAGGCUAAUAAGAAUAGAGUAGGGUACUAUUCUUGUUUUAAGAUUAUAAUUCAGAAAAUAAUAUAAUAUAAAUCACAGGCCUUCAAAUGGCCUUCGAUUGUACAGUUAUAUUUACUGAUACUGUCUCUUGUAACAUAACCCCAAUAUGGAGCUGAAUUCCUUCCAAAAAAUAAUAAAUUUUGUACUUCUCCUGUAAGACAGUAGGCUGUGUCAACCAAACAGAAGACAAAUUUACUGUAUUUGGUAUUUGCAAGUUUCAGCUCGAAUUCAUCAAUUGCACAAAAAAAUGAGAAAAAAUCAAAGUCUUCCGCUGUAUAUAUUGUAAAAAAAAAAAAGCAAUUUGGGUGAAUCCUUCAAAUCAAAACUCUCCUUGGAAUGAACAUUGUGGGUGUUUGUAAAUUCUGGAAAUCUCUUUCUAUGGUAAUAAACUAGAUACUGUUUAUCUUUUUUUCUUCCCCUCUUGUAAGUUGUCUAUCCCUUUUCCUCUAAUCUUUCAGUGCACACAAAUAUUUUAUUCCUGUUUUGUCUUGAGAAUGGUGAGGCAAGUAAGUGCUUGCUAUAUUGAAAUUAAAAUUCCAGAGAGGGUAUUACUACAACAAGGAGAACUCAUCUCACUCUACUUAAAACAAACAAACAAAAACCCCCUUAUCUCAUGUUUUCUGAGAACUUUGGGUGUAAAGUCUUUAAAAGAAUGUAAUUGACCCAUUGCGCUUACAGAGCCCUGGCCUGUUGACGAUUAUUUAAUAAAGCACAGGUGUAUAGAGCACUUAAAGGGAAAAUAGCGUACCAUGUACACAUCGUAUCAGUGGAGAAAAACAGAGUUCUAUCCUUUUCCUGUUUGAGAGGGUGGUGCAUCUUGGGAUUUUUCUUUGAGAAAGAAUAAAUUGUAUUGAACAUGUCUUUCAAGAAAUAAUAUUGCCUGCAGAUCUUUUUGUUUUAAUCAGUGAACGUUCUAAUGGUUUAACUUCAAUAGUCUAUCCGGCACUAAUCUCCUCUGGUUUUCUCCACACACCCUGCUCUGCAAGAACAGAAAAACCGCAGGGGAUGGAGUUAAAAUGAGACUCCUCAUCCUCUACGAGGGCUGUGCUACUGUUGACUAAACCUAAUGGCACGUAUCUCUCCGCCAUUUACCUUGUACAUAUCUCAAGCAUCAGCACAAUAUUUUACAUGUUCUGCAAAGAAUAGGUGUCUAGCCAUAAGCAUCCAUUGAACUUUUUCCAAAGGACUUGCUGGACACACUUAUUGGUUUUAGUAUAGAAUGCUAUUUUCAUAAAUAUAUUUUUGAUAAAAACCUGGCCUUUAAAGACCUUUGCCUUUCAUAUAAUUUGAGGUUCAUAGCCAAAUGGAUUUGCCUCUGUUUUUUCUUUGUUUUGACUCAUCCUUUUUUCCUCCAAGAUUUCCUGAGUUCUUAUCAAAUAAAUGACCAUAAUCAGCACCACCUGCUUCCCAUCAUACUGCUUAUUUCUCUCUAUAGAACCCAUGACUCUUUCAGGUAUGUAUUUUACAGACAUUAUCUAUCCCUCCAGGGAAAAUUGACAAGGACACAUUUGGCUAAGAAAAGAACUUAAGGGAGAAGGGAAUACCUUCCUAAACUUGGAUGUCAUGGGAGGUUUGAGUGACCAAUUGGUAAGGGAGAAGACUCUCCUCUUGUAGCUCCUAAAUUUUGAUGAUGAUGGUAUUUCUUAGGUUCUUACUAUGGGCCAAGCACUGUACUAAAUCCAUAGAGUUGGUACAGAAUAGUCAGAUUGGACACAGUCCCUGUUCCACACAGGGUUUACAGACUAAAAGAUGGAGAACGGUAAUUUUAUUCCCAUUGUACAGACUGGGAAAGUGAGGCACAGAGAGGCAAAGUGACUUGCUUGGAGGUCACACAGCAGGCAGUGGUGGAGUUGGAACUAGAACCUGGAUCUCCUGACUCCCAAUCCCAUACAGGUCCCUCUUGUCCAGACUGCCCCGACCAAACUGCUCAGGUCUUUCCUGACCCUGGGUUCAUCAACAUCCACUGGAGGUCUUGCUGGGUGUUUAUUUUAUCCAAAAUUCUGUAUAAGGACUAAAGCACCCUCCAAGAAUUUGCAGUCUAAUGGGGCUGGGGUAAAGAGAGCAAGUGAGAAACAAUGUAGCCUAGUGGAAAGAACAUGGGCUUGGGAGUUAGAGACCCUGGUUCUAAUCCCAUCUCUACCACUUGUCUCCUGUGUGACCUUGGGCAAGUCUUUUAACUUCCCUGGGCCUCAGUUACCUCAUCUGUAAUGGGGAUUAAGAGCCCCAUCUGACACAUGGACUCUGUCCAACCUGUUUAUCUAGUAUCUACCUCAGCACUUGGUAGAGUACCUGGCACAUAGCCCUUAACAAAUACCAUUUAAAAAAAAAAUGUUACUCUGCUGAAUUUGAUAACGUACAGUUGUGGUUAUGAGGAAAACACAGAGUAAUGGGUGUCUUGAUAACUAUCAAGUGCUCUGUGCUGUAUAGGCCAAGAUCAAUAGGAGCUGAGUGGUUUCUACCCAACUAAAAGAACAAUCAAAGACUUAAAAACUAAUCAGUGGCUAAAAUUUGGAAUCUUAGUCAUCUCCCUUGAUGUCAAACUGGAGGUUCUUUCGUAAUGGAUCCACAUUUCAUAGAGCCCUGUUUUAAAUAUCCUGCGUCGGAAGGACAAGUAUAUAUUUCACUAUGAUGGUAAAAAACAUUCUGGGAGAAAGGUCAUCUUAUCUUUAAGCUAAUGUCAGUAUUAGGGUAAAGAUGAAUUAGAAGGUGAGGCUGUAUUUCUGGCUAUUUCCUUGAUAUCUCUCUUAAAAGAUCAGUGUACCUUGAAUACAAUAUGUAUUUAUUGUUAAGUUUCUAAGAGGAAAUAAAAUGCAUUAAAAUGAAAGGCAAGUUUCUUAGCCUUUAUCUCCUGGGCUUUUAUGCUUGUAAAUCCCCCUAUUUUGCCUUUUUAAAAUUGAGCCUUUGUGAAGUGCAACUUACUAUAUUAAAGUUUGGAGCUUCUUUAA
Molecule: messenger RNA, 7598 nt
Organism: Tachyglossus aculeatus (Australian echidna)
Lineage: Eukaryota; Metazoa; Chordata; Mammalia; Monotremata; Tachyglossidae
Gene: IRS1
Product: insulin receptor substrate 1
Exons: 2
Coding region: 305-4018 (1237 amino acids)
Biological process (GO): insulin receptor signaling pathway
Cellular component (GO): plasma membrane; cytosol
Molecular function (GO): phosphatidylinositol 3-kinase binding; insulin receptor binding
Source: RefSeq, a predicted model, not a curated record